Messenger RNA from Rhea pennata, 2103 nucleotides. RefSeq names its product E3 ubiquitin-protein ligase TRIM33 (gene RNF229). Gene Ontology annotation, cellular component: endoplasmic reticulum membrane. Gene Ontology annotation, biological process: proteasome-mediated ubiquitin-dependent protein catabolic process; protein K29-linked ubiquitination; protein autoubiquitination. The record is from RefSeq and is a predicted model, not a curated record. Gene Ontology annotation, molecular function: ubiquitin protein ligase activity. Lineage: Eukaryota; Metazoa; Chordata; Aves; Rheiformes; Rheidae. The transcript has a single exon. Bases 491 to 1525 code for a protein of 344 amino acids.
GGGCUCAGCCCCAGCUGAGCCGGGCAGGAGCUCCCUGCACUGCCGGGCAGGUGCCUGGCACAGCUUCACCCUCGCCGUUGCAGGGAACUGGGCUACAGGAGUCUGCCUGGCAUCACCCAGCUCGUUGUCUUCUUCUGGACUGCAGUGGGUCAGUGCUGUGGCGGCGGCGGGGAGGAGGAGGAAGAGGAUGAAGCAGUUGCUGGAUGGACAUGGCUAUGCCCUGGUCGGGGUGGCGUAUUGCUGAAGGAGAUGGGCAAGCACCGCGCUGCGGGGGCUCCUGACCCCAUCGGCCUGGGAGCUGGUAUGAAACUACGCCGAAGGGAUGAUGGGUCUCCGGGCAGACGCCGGUGCCUUUAAAUCCUACUGCAAGCAGUGCUGAAUGCCACCUCCUGCCCUCUGAGCAGCACCCACGUUGCAGCUGCGGGGGCCUCCCCGGGUGGCUGGGAGAGGGCAGCCGGCUGCCCCGCGGCUCGCAGGACGCGGCCGCCCCAUGGAGCAGGAGCCGGAGCAGGCUGGCGAGGAGGCAGGGCCUGGCCCCAGGCCCCUGCAUGAGGCCAGCGCAGAGGCAAGUGCCUGGAAGCAGAGCGAGAGCCCCCGGCACGCCGCGCCGAGCACGACUCCGGGAUCGGGGGACCAGGCAGCGGCCGUUGAGCCAAGUGACCUGGCUCCGCUCCUGGGAGAGGAGCCUGCUGCUCCCUGGGGUCGCUGGAGCCCGGCGGUGGAGGACCCGGACAAGCCGCUGCUGUGCGGAGCCGCCGAGCUGCCCGCCCGCGGCCGCUGCGGCACCUCUCCGCCGGCAGAGCUGGUCCCUCCAGGCACUGCGGACGCUGUGCCAGCCCCGGAGGCUGGAGGAAGGAUGAGCCCUCCAUCCCUGGGGGGAUCACCCAGCCUGGAAAGCGCCUCCAGCUCCAUCCUGAGCCUCUCCGGCGAGGAGUCGGGCAGCGAGGUGGGGGCGGCAGCGUGCUGCAUCCAGGCGGCAGCGGGCGACGGUGAGGAGGAGUGCCCCAUCUGCACGGAGCCCUACGACGGCCGGCGGCACAAGCAGGCCCUGCUGAACUGCAACCACGUGCUGUGCAGCACCUGCCUCCGCGCCAUCAUGGACGCAGCCGGCAGUGCCGAGUUCGGGCGCGUGCGCUGCCCCAUCUGCCGCCAGAAGACCCCCAUGCUGGAGUGGGAGAUCUGCAAGCUGCAGGAGGAGCUGCUCUUGCUGCACGCCCAGCCGGCCCCGGCCUCGGCCCGGGCUGCGCCCAGCCCAGCCGCGCUGCCGCCCCGGCGCCCGGGCAUCGCCGGCGCCCUGGAGCACCAUUUCCAGGUGCGCUUCCACACCAGCCGCAUGUUCGGCUGCCUGCCCUGCGUGCGCUACCCGCUGUGCCUCAUCCGCGGGCUGGGGCGCCUGGAGCGCCGGUGCCGCUGCUGCUACCUCGUCCUGCUGGCCGCGCUGCUGGCGGCCGAGAUGCUCAGCCUGCUCCUCAUCUUCCUCCCCAUCGUCCUGAUGGUGCUGCUCUUCCUCAUCCUCGAUAAAUAGCCUGCAUCUGGGCUGUGCUGAGCGCAUGGUGAGUGGCCCCAGCGGGCUCUGCGCCACUGGGAGUGGGAGCAGCCGCCCUCCUGCCCUCGCCCUGGGGGCUGGAGUGCUGCAUGGAGAGGAUCUGUCUGAGAGCCAACCUGUGAACCCAGGUGUCCAGGAAGCCUCUCCGCUGUCAGUGAGCCCGGAGCAAGGUGAGACAGCGGAGGAGCCGCGCGAGCCAGGGCGAGGGAGGACCAGAGGCUGGCCAUGGGGCAGGCAGCCUGGGGGCUGGCGCACCGCCUGCACCCAGCACCCGCAGGAGCAGGCGUGCCUCCCGCUGGGCACCGAGCGUCUCGCGGCAGCAGAAGGAUGGCCGGUGCCCUGGCACUGCCAGGCGGAUGCAGGACCAGGGCAAUGAGCCGGCCCUGCCGGCUCCAGCUGCAAAGCCCUGGUGCUGGCCCAGGAGCAGAGCUGGGAAGGCUGGAGGUGCCCGGCUGGCAGAGCGGGGCUGAGCUGGGGGCUCUGCCUCCCCCUCGCCCAGCCCGGGUACUCUAACUGCCCUGCCGCAGACUGAAAAUAUAAAUUGCGUUUGUACCGCA